Molecule: messenger RNA, 2583 nt
Organism: Megalobrama amblycephala (Wuchang bream)
Lineage: Eukaryota; Metazoa; Chordata; Actinopteri; Cypriniformes; Xenocyprididae
Product: NACHT, LRR and PYD domains-containing protein 12-like
Exons: 5
Coding region: 863-2026 (387 amino acids)
Molecular function (GO): protein binding
Source: RefSeq, a predicted model, not a curated record
CGUCUGAAUGUGUGUGUGCUUGUGUUAGAUAUUAAUUUGUGUUCAUAAUCAAUAAAGUCUCAUAUUUUUUCUCUAUAGUUUGGAUAUUCAUAUCCAUUACAGAGCUGAGCUGGAUUUCCCGAACCUUCUUAACUCUGAAAUUAAACCUUAAGCUGUACCUGUACCUUCUGUAAUUGAUUCGUUUGUAAGGUUGGUCUGGACCACUCUUAGCUAUACCUUAUCACUGUUGACAGUCUAUACGAAUAUAAUUCUGAUGUUGUAAUACACCCAGUGUUCAAUUAGGAUAAUGACCUGACAGAAAUAGCAAAAAGCUCAGAAAAAAAUUCAGAGGAUGAGAGUGACCAUUUUGAGUUGACAUCAUUGUAGUCCUUAUUUAUAGCUCAGUGGUUAGAGCGUGGCACUAGCAAUGCCAAGGUCAUGGGUUCGAUCCCAGGGAUUGCACAUACUCAGAUACAAAUGUAUAGUAUAGUAAGCACUGUAAGUCACUUUAGAUAAAAGCAUCUGCCAAAUGCAUAAAUGUAAAUGUAGGUGAAUGGUUUGAAAAUAAUUAACUGUGCUAUAAUCAUAGAUGGACCUAACCAAUAAGUGAAGUGGCCACUUAGGGCCUCAGGAAAUCAGGGGGCCCCAUCUGAUUUGGCAAAACAUAUUUAGAAAAUGCUCCAGGGCAGAUUUGUGUUUGCACUCUGAAAACUGUCAAAGUGGCACACCACAAUGGCUGAUCAGAGUUUAUCAGAAUCCACUCACAGUGUGAUGAUAUAAUAAAUACAGUAUAAAUACUGGUUUGAUGUUUUAUGAAAAGAAAUUUGUUUCAGCUUUGUUAACAUCACUACAGUCAAAGGUUUUGUCAAGCUCUAGAUUAUAAAUGCUACCAAAUAAGCAUUACUGUUGCCAUUUGUUUUAUUCUUUACACAGGCUACAGUGUUGUAAUCUCACUGCUCAGUCCUGUGAAAGUUUAUCUUCAGCUCUACAAUCCUCAAACUCUGUCUUGAGAGAGCUGGACCUGAGUAACAAUGACCUGCAGGAUUCUGGAGUGAAGCUUCUUUCUGAUGGACUGAAGAGUCCAAACUGUCAGCUGGAGAUAAUGAGAUUUCCAACAUGUAAUCUCACUGCUCAGUGUUGUGAGAGUUUGUCUUCAGCUCUACAAUCCUCAAACUCUGUCCUGAGAGAGCUGGACCUGAGUAACAAUGAGCUGCAGGAUUCUGGAGUAAAGCUUCUUUCUGAUGGACUGAAGAGUCUAAACUGUCAGCUGGAGAUAAUGAGAUUGUCUGGCUGUAUGGUGACAGAGGAAGGCUGUGGUUAUGUGUCUUCUGCUCUGAGUUCAAACCCCUCACACCUGAGAGAGCUGGAUCUGAGCUACAAUCACCCAGGAAAUUCAGGAGUGAAGCUGCUCACUGAUAAACUCAACAAUCCAAACUACAGACUGGAUAAACUUAAUGUGGAUCAUGGAGGGGAGAUCAGGAUUACAGCAGGAGUACGCAAAUAUUAUCAUCAGCUCACUCUGGAUCUGAACACAGUGAAUAAACGCCUCCGUCUGUCUGAGAAUAACAGAGUGAUUACUAACACUGGCCCAUGUCAGUCGUAUCCUGAUCAUCCAGACAGAUUUGAUCAUCUGUUUCAGGUGUUGUGUAGAGAGAGUGUGUGUGGACGCUGUUACUGGGAGAUUGAGUGGAGUGGGAAUGUGGAUAUAUCAGUGUCAUAUAAGAGCAUCAGCAGGAAGGGAUCGGGUAAUGAGUGUUGGUUUGGAUCUAAUGAUCAGUCCUGGAGUUUGUUCUGCUCUUCCUCCAGUUACUCAUUCACACACAAUAACAAACAUGCUAAACUCCCUGUAAAGCCCAUCAGCAGCAGAACAGUGAAUUGGAAGAAUCACUAUAGAGUAGGAGUGUAUGUGGAUCACAGUGCAGGAACUCUGUCCUUCUACAGCAUCUCUGGAGACACAAUGAGCCUCAUCCACACAGUCCAGACCACUUUCACUCAACCGCUCUAUCCUGGGUUUUAUGCUGAUUCUGGAUCAGUGAAACUGUGUUGAUGAAUCAGACUGUAGAGAUUCUACACAUUAUGCUUUGAGCUCAUGAUGAAUCAGUAACAGUGAGAUGUUAUAGAGUCUCUUAUUUUCUCUUCAUUACAUUAUAGUUUUUUUCAGGUGCUAACAAGCGUUGUUCAAUACCGAAACCACAUUUUCAAACCUCUUCACACAGUCAGCGAAACAGAAGUCAAUGUAGACCAAACCGUGAACUGUUUUUCAUUGCUUUCAGACAAAAUGCAUUCAGUGACCACACUUUUCAAAAUUCAGGAACUCUUUUCCCAUUCGUACUCCACAACAUGCAAAAUACUAUGUAUUUUCAGCACAUUUUUCUAAUGCUAACACUGCAUUCAAAAUGAUUAAAAACACAUUCAAAACAGAAUGAUGGCAAAUUCCAAGCAUUUAUGCAGUAAUUAUUUUAAAAUAUUCUCCAUUUUAAUAGCCAAAAAUUAAAACAAUUAGACAUUCCAGGAGGUACUUUCCAAGAUGCAUUGCCAGAGACGACAUCAGAUGUGAUGUUGAUGAGAACGUCUAGGUUACUAGUGUAACCCCCGUUCCCAGAA